Molecule: messenger RNA, 2116 nt
Organism: Canis lupus familiaris (dog)
Lineage: Eukaryota; Metazoa; Chordata; Mammalia; Carnivora; Canidae
Product: cortactin-binding protein 2-like
Exons: 6
Coding region: 70-2007 (645 amino acids)
Biological process (GO): regulation of synapse organization
Cellular component (GO): glutamatergic synapse
Source: RefSeq, a predicted model, not a curated record
UCCAGGCAGGUUUUUGUUAACAAGAAAAAAGAGUUUGAUGUGGACACCCUCAGUAAAUCAGAGCUCCGGAUGCUCCUCAGCGUGAUGGAAGGGGAGCUGGAGGCCAGAGACCUGGUCAUCGAGGCCCUGCGGGCUCGCAGGAAGGAGGUAUUUAUCCAGGAACGGUAUGGGAGAUUUAAUCUGAAUGACCCAUUCUUGGCACUGCAGAGAGACUAUGAGGCAGGUGCCGGCGAGAAAGAGAAGAAGCCAGUUUGUACCAACCCCCUCUCCAUCCUUGAAGCGGUCAUGGCCCACUGCAGAAAGAUGCAGGAGAGGAUGUCCACGCAGCUGGCUGCUGCUGAAAGCCGACAAAAGAAGCUGGAGAUGGAGAAGCUGCAGCUGCAGGCGCUGGAGCAGGAGCACAAGAAGCUGGCGGCCCGCCUGGAGGAGGAGCGCGGCAAGAACAAGCACGUGGUGCUGAUGCUGGUCAAGGAGUGCAAGCAGCUGUCGGGCAAGGUCAUCGAGGAGGCGCGCAAGCUGGACGCCGCCGUGUCCCAGCUGGAGGAGGAGCGGGCGCGCGGCCGGGCCCUGCAGGAGGAGCUGGGCGCCGAGCGGCGGAGGGGCGCAGACCUGGAGGCGCACCUGGAGAAGCAGCUGUCGGACUCGGACACGGAGCGCGAGCAGCUGCGCGCCCGGCUGCACCGCGAGGAGGCGCUGGCCGCGGGGCUGCGGGACGAGCUGGAGCGGCUGCGCCGGGCGCUGGAGCAGCUGCGCAGGCCGGGCCUCGCGCCCCCGCGGAAGGCCAGGGACCAGGCCAGGGACCAGGCCAGGGACCAGGCCAAGGACCGCCGCUCGCCCCCGCCCGCCCCCGCCCCCGCCCCCUGCCACGCCGCCUGCCAGACCGACGCGCCGCCCGACGACCCCGCCCGCCGCCCGCCGCUGCCCCUGCCCGCCCGCCCGUGCCCCGGGGCGCCAGGGGGCCGCGGGCCCGGGUGCCCCUCCCAGCCGGCCGCCCCCCGAGCGCCAGGCGGCCCCCCCCGGGGACCUGGCGGCCGCGCCCCCCGCCGCCCCCCGCCGCCCGCAGGUGCCAUCGCCCCCCAGGGCCCCGCGCCCCCCGCAGGUGCCAUCGCCCCCCAGGGCCCCGCGCCCCCCGCGCCCCCCGCAGGUGCCGCCGCCCCCCAGGGCCCCGCGCCGCCGCCGCCCGCGCCCGCGCCCGCCUCCCACCCGCCGGGCACCAGCGCCGCCUUCCCCCCGGGGCCCAACCCGCGCGUCCAGGCCGCCAGAUUCCGAUUCCAGGCCAGCGCCAACGACCCGGACCAGAACGGGAACACCACGCAGAGCCCCCCGUCCAGGGACGUGUCUCCCACGAGUCGUGACAACCUCGUGGCCAAACAGCUGGCCCGGAACACGGUGACCCAGGCGCUGUCGAGGUUCACGGGCCCCCAGGCAGGGCCGCCCCCCAGGCCCGCGGGGGGCCCCGGCGGCGACGUGGGCAUCGGCACCGGCACCGGCACCUGCCCUCCCGUCGGUCGGACCAGCCUAAAGACUCCCGGGGUAGCCCGAGUCGACAGAGGAAACCCUCCUCCCAUCCCUCCAAAAAAGCCAGGGCUCUCCCAGACUCCUUCUCCGCCACACCCCCAGCUCAAGGUCCUCCUGGAUAGCAGGGCCCCCAGCGCAGGGGCCAAAGUUGAUAACAAAACUCUGGCUUCGCCUCCUUCCAGUGGGCCACAAGGGAACAGGGUAAUAAGUGAGGAGACUCUCCCUAAGUCAUCUUCCCCUCAGCUGCCACCAAAACCGUCCAUAGAUUUAACUGUGGCACCGGCAGGCUGUGCCGUUGCGGCCCUGGCCACGUCUCAGGUGGGUGCCCGGCCUGCUGAAACCCCUGGACCGAACCAACCUGCAUGUUCAGAGCGUUCCCUUGUCAUUCCCACCACCAUUGCCUUUUGCUCUUCCAUAAACCCUGUUAGUGCCUCAUCCUGUAGAGCAGGUGCCUCAGACAGCCUCCUGGUAACAGCAUCAGCCUUUUGACCAAGGAAGAAUUCAGAAAAUUUUCCAUGCUAUAUGCAGCCGACUUCACACACUUAACAGAUUCUCUUCUAAAGCUGCUAAAUACUGAUGAGAGAAAUAUCUAACUAUG